Pectinophora gossypiella (pink bollworm) is the source of this 1173-nucleotide messenger RNA. RefSeq names its product solute carrier family 66 member 3. The record is from RefSeq and is a predicted model, not a curated record. The coding region runs from base 213 to 977 and encodes 254 amino acids. The transcript is spliced from 5 exons. NCBI's taxonomy places the organism in Eukaryota, Metazoa, Arthropoda, Insecta, Lepidoptera, Gelechiidae.
CCGUUCGUUUUCUGUCAGUCAUGACAUGACAUGACCGUCUGUCAUAUGAAAAAUGGCGAAAAAGUAGUCUAAUAAUAUUCAAAAUUCUGAGCCGAUACAAUAUUCCAUCUCCCUUCAUGCAUUACUAGGAGAGAUACAAUACAAUGUCCCGACUAAUCCGUGCAGCAGUUGUAAAAUUUAUCCAUUAACCAGUUACCACUACUUGAUAGAAAAUGCUGAAAAAAAAUCUCGUUGAAAAUUUUUGGUUCUCCACUGAUUUCCUCAAGAUGGGCGCCUCACCAUGGGAAGUUCUUGCAAACAUCUUGAGCUUCGUCACUAUUGUUUCCUGCCUUUUUCUAAAGGUGCCUCAAAUACAACACAUCAGGCAAAAGAGAUCGGCAGAAGGCAUAUACUUACAAGCCAUGUUGAUGGAAAUCACCGGCUUCACGAUCGUGACGCUGUACAACUACAAGAACAGUUACAGCAUAAUGACUUACAUGGAGUACCCGAUCAUACUAGUUCAGAUCUACGUGAUGUUAUACUACACAAUUAUGUACAAACGAUUGAUGCGGUAUAAGGUGGUACCAAUCUCUGCGAUGACGUACGUUGCUCUGGUGAUCGGUUUUGCGUCUGGCAUGCUACCGAAGGACUGGCUUACCUACAUGGUGCCAUGCUGCACACCUAUCAGUGGAAUGGCCAAGAUAACCUACAUUUACGGCAUAUAUUCGGCUGACAACGCGGACGCAGUCUCUUUGAUUACAUGGAUGAUCUCGGUCUUCACCAACUCUUCUCGCCUGUUCACAGUAUACAUGGACUCCGGUGACAUAACACUCAUGGCGAAUUUCACCAUAUCAACAUUGCUGAGUGUGACAGUGUUGUUAGUUGCAUUGUACUAUCAACAGAAGCACAAACCGAGGGCGGGCGUGGUGCCAGCGAAGAGACGCAAGUCAUCAGUGCCUACUAUACACCGCGACAUGCAGCAUUAUCAUAGUGAUUGAACACCAGGUUUUUACCCGGUAAAAAAUUGGCUCAUCUCUAGCUACGAUCCCGUCAACGCCAAGCAUGAAAUUAAAAAAAAUAUACAUAUUUUUAGGUUUGAACUUGUCUGCAUUGGUACCGACUCUGGCAGGUAUAAACUUAAUUGUUAGUUUCAAAAACUAAAAUUUUCACCAUCUUCUUUGUAUCUUUGUAUAA